This is a messenger RNA of Triticum dicoccoides, 1998 nucleotides long. RefSeq lists its product as uncharacterized. Lineage: Eukaryota; Viridiplantae; Streptophyta; Magnoliopsida; Poales; Poaceae. The transcript has 2 exons. Gene Ontology annotation, molecular function: protein dimerization activity. Bases 564 to 1889 code for a protein of 441 amino acids. The record is from RefSeq and is a predicted model, not a curated record.
ACGCCGCCUCAGCGGCUCAGCCCUCACCCAUCGCUCCUCCGAGCUCCAGCCACUGGUUCCCCUCCUCUCGCCGCUCGCCCCGCCCACAGUCGCCGUCGUCGGGCCAGGAGAGACGAGACAGGGGCAUCCACUGCGUCUCCCGUGCGGACUGCGGCUGGAUCGAUCCUGCCGUGCUCGCGGCUGGCUGGACACCACUCCAUCUGCGUCUCCCUCACCACCGCCGGACCAGUACUGCGCCGGACGGCCUCAAAUCAUCUUCCCCAACCUCCGUUUGAACAAAUCAGCAAGAGCAGAACAUGAAGAGGAAUGGUAUCAUUCUGGACCUUUUUCGAAAACAUGAAGAGAAAGCAAGGAAGAUUGCUACUGAACAUCACACUGAAGAUAUUGAAAAUGCGCGGUGUCCUAAUUCCCCACCUCCAAUCCAUUCUGAUAUGGACAUGGAUACAGAUAGUGAGAUCGAUGUUGAAAUUGAAGAUGCAACGCCAAGUCUUCCAUCACCCCAACAGCCAAGUGCACAUGUCUUUUCAGGUGAUCCUGGGAAAAGGGGAGAUUAAAGGGUUGAUAUGACGGGGCAAGGAUAUGACGGGGCUAGCAACAUGAAAGGGGAGAUUAAAGGGUUGAAAACAUUGAUCAUGAAAGAGUCGCCUUCUGCUUAUUACAUUCAUUGCUUUGCACAUCAACUUCAAUUGGUUCUUAUUGCCGUGGCAAAGGGAAAUGAACCAUGUAAAUGGUUUUUUGAUCAUGUUUCUUACUUGCUGAAUAUUGUUGGAGUUUCUUACAAGCGUCAUGACAUGCUUCGAGAUGUUAGAGCUCAAAAGGUUUUGGAAGCACUUGAAAUGGGUGAAAUUGAAAGUGGAAGUGGGUUAAAUCAAGAGAUGGGAUUAGCUAGACCCGGUGAUACUCGGUGGGGUUCUCAUUUUCGAACCAUUCUGCACAUUAUUACCAUGUACCCCACAAUACUAGAAGUACUUGAUACUAUUGGAAAAGAUCCUUCACAAAGUGGUGAGUGGACAAGAAUACGUGCAGUGGCUUUUGCCUGGGAGUCAUAUGACUUUGUUUUCAAUCUUCAUGUGAUGCUUAUUAUUCUUGGCCACACUAAUGAGUUGUCUCAGUCAUUGCAAAAGAGAGAUCAAGAUAUUGUUAAUGCAAUGGCACUUGUUAGUUUGGCAAAGAAUAAAAUGCGACAUAUGAGGUCUCAUGGCUGGGAAGAAUUUCUUGCAAAGGUGACAUUGUUUUGCAACAAACAUGGCAUUGAAGUUCCUACACCGGAGGAUAAUUAUGUGCCUCAUGGAAGAUCACCUCGGUAUUAUGAAGUGCAAACAAAUGAUGAUCGUUAUAGAAGAGAAGUAUAUCUUGGUAUCCUUGAUCAAAUCAUUCAAGAGCUUGACAAUAGGUUUGAUGAGGUUAAUAUGGAGUUGCUUAUUUGCAUGUCUGCUUUGAACUCCGCCAAUUCAUUUGCUUCUUAUGAUGCACUCAAGGUAAUGAAACUUGCUGAAUUCUACCCCCAGGACAUAUCAAGCAUGGAUUUGGUAAGGCUUGAAUUCCAACUUGAUACUUUUAUUAAUGAUAUGAGACAAGAUGAUAGGUUCAGAUCUGUGCGUAAUAUUGGUGAACUCUCUGUUAUGCUUGUUGGUACAAACAAACAUGUUCUCUAUGAUUUGGUCUACAUGCUUAUCAAAUUGGUAUUGAUCUUACCGGUGGCCACAGCGAGUGUUGAAAGAGUAUUUUCGGCAAUGAAUCUAGUGAAAAAUAAGUUGAGAAAUAGUAUGAGUGAUGAUCUCAUGAAGAAUUGUUUAGUAACAUUCAUUGAGCGAGAUGUGUUCUUGAAAGUAAGCGAGGAAGACAUAGUUGAAGAUUUCAUGGCAAAGGAACGUCGUAGAGUUACUUAGUGUUAUAGUUUCUACAUGCCUACAUAUUUGUAUCUUUCAUGUAAGACUAUUUGUAUUUGCAACGUUGCAAAUUCGGAAUAUUUGGGAACUAUAAUGUUGUCUGACUUGA